Molecule: messenger RNA, 964 nt
Organism: Clarias gariepinus (North African catfish)
Lineage: Eukaryota; Metazoa; Chordata; Actinopteri; Siluriformes; Clariidae
Exons: 3
Coding region: 1-765 (254 amino acids)
Source: RefSeq, a predicted model, not a curated record
AUGAGGAAGACGUCCCCCAGGCGGACCCUCCGCCUCUUCUCCCUGCAUCUAAAAUCAUCGCACCGCUCCACUGGGAUUUGGAAACGAGAGUUCGCCAGGCACAGGCCGGGGAGAUUGAACUGGCAGGAAUCCUUGGAAAAUAGAGCCCCUCGCCCUCAACCACUAACAGUGAGGAAAGCAAAAACUCCUUCUGCUGCCAAAAAGAAACGCUUGGUGCAGAAAAAAGCGGGAGCAACCCUGUCUGAAGGAGUUUCCGAAAAAAGACAGACUGUGGUGGACUUGAGGCUGGCGCUGGAGAAACGCGACGCAGAGAUUGGGGCGCUGAAAAAGCAGCUGCGCGUCUGCAAGGCAAAGAUGGAUGCCCUUCGAAGGAAGUUGCGCGUCUGCAGAAAGGCAAACACAGAUCUGCAAGCUACACAAAAAGGACUUGAGACCCACUCUAGUGUUGUAGCGCAACUAAAAGAGGCUCAUAGUACACGUUGGAACUGUGCACACACCCCAACCCCAGACUUUCGUACACCGAUCAGGUGUACUGCUAGUGGGGAUGCAGAGAGCAGGGAAAUGUCUUCAGCCACAGCAUCCGUUACAAGCUGCCAUCCCGAAUUUGCGUUUACUCCUCCCACUACGGAGCUUCUUCAGAUCGAGGGCGGCCAGAUCGGCUUGGUUGCUUGCUGUUCCGCACAGUGGUACCGCAGGCUGUCUAUGAAGAAUGGGCAUUCAGGACGAACUGGGAUGGUUCCAAAGGCAAACGUGGAUUGCCCGUAAACCUAAGACAUUUUUUGAUGGCGACAGUGGGCCAGAAGUUUCCCUUCCUGUCAAGCGUAGACAGCAAGCGGGUCAAGAACCGAGUGAACGAAUUUCUUCGGUCACCGAGGAUCACUGUUGCACACCGACGCUUACAAUACAAAAUAUAGUUUUUGCUCUGUUUUAUUUUGUCGAGUUCUAAAAGUUUAUUUUUACAAGU